Solea solea (common sole) is the source of this 10577-nucleotide messenger RNA. RefSeq names its product proline-rich coiled-coil 2C (gene prrc2c). Gene Ontology annotation, biological process: cell differentiation. The record is from RefSeq and is a predicted model, not a curated record. The coding region runs from base 434 to 8998 and encodes 2854 amino acids. The transcript is spliced from 34 exons. NCBI's taxonomy places the organism in Eukaryota, Metazoa, Chordata, Actinopteri, Pleuronectiformes, Soleidae.
UUGUGCGACAGGCCGCGGCGCGAGCGGGGCCUCACUCAAGCAGAAAAACGGUCCGACACGAGUUAACGGGUUGGGAGAGAGACACAGAACCACGGGACCACCGCACACCGGUUUCCCACAGUAACGGCCAAAUAGACGUGAACAGAGUGGCGGCUUGAAACGCACAGAAGACGAAAGAAUACAAAACCCGUGCAUGUGGAGAGCAGUUUGCUGGCUGCCAACGAGCGAAGUAGCUAACCAUCGUUAGCGAGCUAGCCAGCUUUUGUAAUCCGCCGGCCAGACACACUUUCGUCCGCCACAAACCAGGCCGAAACACGAAUUUCAAGUGAGGCCAUACAAACAAAACCGAAAGGACAAAUAAGGCACCGGCGGCGCAAGGAGGCUGGUUCUGGGGGCGAGGCCAGAGGACGAGACUCAAUGAGUUUCCAGCGAAAUGUCAGAGAAGUCAGGGCAGAGCACCAAGGCAAAGGAUGGUAAAACAAAGUAUGCAACCCUUAGCCUCUUCAAUACCUACAAGGGCAAAUCUCUGGAAACCCAGAAAACUGCAGUGGCUGCCAGACAUGGGCUCCAGAGUUUGGGCAAAGUUGCUGUCAGUCGGCGCAUGCCCCCUCCAGCUAACCUGCCCAGCCUGAAGGCAGAGAACAAGGGAAAUGACCCCAACGUCAAUAUUGUCCCUAAAGAUGGUAGUGGCUGGGCAUCCCGAAAUGAGGCAGGGGAGGAGAGACAACAGGAAACGCCCCCACCCCCAGUAAAACCACCAGUGCCCCAGCCACAGGAGCUUUCUACUGGGGGCAGUCGCUCUUGGGCUAACAGCAAGCAAACACAGCUAGAUGGAGCUCCUCGUGUGAGCAGCCAUUUUCACCAUGAGUUUCCCAGCUUGCAAGCGGCUGGUGAGGCAGAGAAGGGCCACAGUCAAGAGGAGGAGCCGUAUGGACCGGGUCCCAGCCUCAGACCUCAAAAUGUUGGCAGUUGGCGUGAGGGUGGAGGCAGGAAUUUGAACACUGCACCCAGCCCGUCUGAAAUGGACAAUAGGGCUGCAGAGGAGGGUAGUACGGGCCUUGGUACCUCCACACCACCUGUGGAAGCUGAUGAACCUGGCCGGACCAUAACGACAGAUGGUCAGAGGGAGAAGAAAGAUGGCAGGGAGAGGCUGCCCCCCUCUGGCCCUCCUCAACCUAAACUUAAUGGGGGGCAGCAGCCUCCUGCUGGGGUGCCAACUCACUUUGACCCUGCUUUCAAGAGCAUGAUGCCACCCUAUAUGUUCCAUGCCUAUCCUCAAAUGUCUUUUGCCACUGGGCAAGGAAACAUCAGAUACCCUGUACCACAAGAUGGAUCAAAGGGUCCUCGUUCGUCCCGACCACAGCAAGCUCCCCCUCAGUCGUGGCUCCUGGACCCAGAUAGGCCCUCUAUCAUCAGUGCAUCAGAACUGAAGGAGUUGGACAACCUGGACACUGAUACUGAUGAAGGCUGGGCAGGAGCUCAGAUGGAGGUGGACUACACUGAGAAACUAAACUUCAGUGAUGAUGAGGAGAACCAAGCUGCUAAAGAGAAGGGAGAAAACUGGGAGUGGAUGGGCAAAGUGGAACGUAUAAGACCUCGGCCAACAGAUAUUCAGGAGGGAUCUGAGGACCGUGGAGGAAAUAAGACGUCGUGGUCAGAGAGUGUAGAUCCUAGAGCUCCAUCACCUGGCAGUAUGGCGCAGUUCAGUAAAUCAGCUGCUCCACAGGACUACCAGGGAGGUAGUCGUACGGUUAGUGGUGCAGCAGCACGUGGGAGCAAGCCGCAGGCUACAUCAGCACCUGAUGAGGACUCUGACGCCUGGAGACAGAAGCGCAAGAAGCCUUCAGAAGUUUCUGAAGCUGUAGAAAGAGCGAGGCGGAGAAGAGAGGAGGAGGAACGGCGGAUGGAAGAACAGAGGCUUGCAGCUUGUGCUGAAAAACUUAAACGUCUCAAUGAAAAACAUCGACAGGCAACUGAGGGCAUAUCCUCCCCUUUACAGUCCAUCACUGAUGAAGCAGGAGUUGCCAAUGAGAUAACGUCUGAAUCCAUUCCUGUUCCUACUCCUGUGCCCAGUCCUGUACCUUCUGGCUCAGUUUUAGAAUUGCAGGCACCAAUCAUACAAGAUCCUCUACCUGAAAGGGUGGAUCGAGACAUGGAGAGUAUGGAGCAAGAACAGGAGAGAGUUGAACCAAGUGCAGAGGUGGAGGAGCCCUUGGCUCGUCGGCCCAGCCCCCCUAUCCAGAGACCCGUGGCUUUAGUACCUGAAAUUCUAAGCGAGGAAGAGACCUCUUUGGCUGAGGUAGGCCCUUUAUUGGAGGAGAACCAGACUGAAAGGAUAACAGUGCCUAACCAAGACUAUUUCAAUAUAGAGGACAACAGAGUGGAUGAGCCCCACCUGUCUCUUCCUCACAUGGACACACCAAGUGGAGAGGAAGUCCCUGUGGCACCCCCACAGCUGGAAGGAGAAGCAGCUGCUGCCAUGCGUCCUUCUCUAACCUCAGGCUAUUCUAAACAGUUUCAAAAAUCUUUACCACCUCGUUUCCUCAGGCAGCAGGAGCAGAUGAAACAGCAACAGUGGCAACAACAGCAGCAGCAGAGUGGUGGCUCUGUGUCCCCAUCGGGUGCUGGCAAUGUUCCAGCUACUCAGCAACAACAGCAACAGCAGCAGCAGCAGCAACAACAACAACAGCAACAGCAACAGCAGCAGCAACAACAGCAGCAGCAGCAACACCGCUCCAUAUAUCAACCUAUGGGCCCCCACCACCAGCACCUGGCCUCCAUGGGGUUUGACCCCCGCUGGCUAAUGAUGCAGUCAUACAUGGACCCUCGCAUGAUGUCCGGACGUCCUCCUUUGGACAUGCCAACUAAUAUUCAUCCUGGGAGAAUGCCUCCUAAGCAGAUUGUGCGCAGAGAGCCUGGAGACAACUCAAGCUCCAGCUCUGACUCCUUUGACCACUUGACUCGACCAAUUCGUGAUCAUGGUCUGCCCACAGAUUCGCGUAUGGUAUGGGGAUCUGACCCAUACCCGCAAUCGGAGCCUCUGCCUUCUGUAACACCUCCAAAAGGACGUAAUGAUAACAAGGAGUUGAGGAUGGACUCUGGUCUGGAUUUGGAUAGGGGUCUGCCAGCUAUGUAUCCCCAGGACCAAAGUGCAUUGGACUCGCGUAAGACAAACUUCUUUCGGGAUCCUAUAGAGCCUCUCUCAACAUUUACCCAGGGUCCAGAGGACACCUCUGGGUCUCUAGACAGGGUCCCUGUAGGUACAGUCUUUGAUCCAGAGGAACCAGGCCUCCCGAGUGGGGAAGAGGUGGAGGCUCUUGGUCAAGCCAUGCUCCAACGAAGUGUUUCCCAGGGCUCAAGCCAUUCACUCAAGCUUGAUGAGCCCAGGUUUGAUGGGCUUCCCCUGGGAACAAAAUCACUGGAGUUACAAGAAACGGGAGAGAGAACUGAAGAUAAGCUCCAAAAUGAGCUCUACUCCCAGACUGCAGUGACAAACAAUAGGGCUACUCCUCCUGCUGAUGGUUUACACAAACAAGAGAAGCUGCCUUUGCCAGUUCCUAGCAAGCAGAAGGCUGACCUUCGUUGGGGUGGUAGAUCAGGGGCUGGACGCAGAGAAGGACCAGGAGGGGAGAGACCACUCCGCAGGUCUGGGCCAAUUAAGAAACCUGUCCUGAGGGACAUGAAAGAAGAGAGGGAGCAAAGGGAGGAGAGAGAGAAGCGACACGAGAGACCAGAGCGGGGAGACAAGUCCAAAAAGGAGCAGUCAUCUAAAGCUCCUCCCGCAGUUGCUUCUUUGCCUGAGGGCCCCAGGCCUCAGAGUGAAGGAAAGAGAGAGACUACAGAACUUGAGGAAAUACUGACAGGACAUCAGAGAGUGAGAGACUCUCAGCCUUCAUCUGGGGCUCCCACGUCAUCCUCUCAAGAGGAAAAGGUAGACAAACCACCCAGCAAUGACAAACAUCCUGAACCCAAACUUCCCUCCAGGAAAGAGUCUAAUCUACUUCCACGUUCCUACCGACGGGAGGAAAGGGAAAGGGAAAGAGAAAGGGAACGAGAUAGGGAGAUGGACAAGGACAGAGAAAGAGAAUGGCCUGCUGAUUCUAGUUUCAAAGGACGUGGUCGAGGGGAGUAUUACUCUAGAGGUCGUAGCUACAGAGGUACUUACGGUGGCCGAGGCAGGGGGAGCCGUGGCAGAAGUCGAGCAGAGUACCCUUACAGAGAGCCUCGAUCACGCUCUGAUUUACCUUCUGCUGGGGGUGCUGCUGCUUUUCGCAACAGGGAAGAAAGCGAAACGCGCAGUGAAAGCUCAGACUUUGAAGUUAUACCAAAACGCAGGCGACGACGAGGUUCAGAUACAGAUUCUGAAAGUGAAGGUGGGCGGGAGUCUGCCAGUGACACUGGUCCCUCUGACCGUGAACCUAGUACCAAACCUAGCCAUCCAUUGCGACGAGAACUGCCUGGGGAGGUCAGGCCUGGACCCCACAAGCCAGGCUUUGGACCACCUCACAUGGGGGAAAAGGUUGGAUCUAGAGGGGAUGAUGAAGCUAGGCCAAAGCCAGGAUUCCUUCCUAAAGGAGAGCCUUCUCGGCGAGGAAGAGGUGGAUUAUACAGUAGAAGAGGUGUAGCAAGGGAACGUGGUGGCCCUCGCUCAACUCCUCUUAGACGACCAGUGACAAAAGAGUCCAAUCAGUGGCCCUCCAAACCCAUGGAGACAUUCAGACCAGAGGAAACCGAGUCUACAUCAAGAUAUGACAAUCCCCCCUCUGACCGACGGGCACCUAAGUCCGAUGGCAAGAAAUUUGUGGAUGGGCCUCAGAGUAGCAGAGAAAGGCCUCGCCGGUCCCGACCAGCACGGCCCCCCAGGCAAGAUAAACCUCCCAGGUUUAGGCGCUUGAAGGAGCGGGAGGCUGCAGUCUUAGGUACUGGAGAAACAGUCCCAGGUCAUCCUGUCCCUUUACCCCCAGUGCCUGCUACUGCACCCAGUUCUGCCCCAAUUUCCCUCUCCCCAACUCUGUCUAGAGCCCCAGGAACCCCUGUGACUGUGCCUGUGGAAGUGGGAGCAACUAUGCCUGUACCCGACCUGCCGUCUUCUACAGAAACACCUUUGCCUGAGACAAGCAGCCCCACUAUCACAGCAGUGGGUACUAAAUCCCCUGACCUGUCCAACCAGAACUCUUCAGAUCAAGCCAAUGAAGAAUGGGAGACUGCUUCGGAGAGCAGUGACUUCAAUGAAAGGAGAGAACGAGAAGAGAGGAAAGGAGCAGUGGAGGCCACUCGUGAAGCAGCCGCUGCCUCUGCUGUAGCACCUGUGCCCCCUCAGGCCUCCUUGACCCCCAAUAAAACCCCUCCUGAUGGAGGUGUGACACCAAAACGUGAUGGAGCUCCUGGGGCCAAGAGGAGUUUCUCAAGCCAGAGGCCGACGGAGAGACCAAACCGUAGAGGCAACAGUGGAGCCAAACCAGGCCGGAGUUACACAGGGGGCAAGGGGGAGAGAAGAGGAGGAGCCAAACCAGGCCGCAAAGGCCCUCUAGCCCAUCAAAACGCAGAGGCAACAGCACCAACAUCUGGAGGAGCAGCCCAAAGACCUACAAAAGAGCAGGCUGUCCGUCGUAAAGAUGACAAACAGGCUGCUAAGAAACCUAAGGAGAAUGCUCUUUCUCAGUUUGAUCUUAACAAUUAUGCAAGUGUUGUGAUCAUUGAUGAUCACCCAGAGGUCACCACCACAGAGGACCCACAGUCGAGCACUAAUGAUGAUGGCUUCACAGAGGUGGUCUCGCGCAAGCAACAAAAACGCCUGCAAGAUGAAGAGAAACGUAAAAAGGAAGAGCAAACUACUCAGAAUUGGGGUAAAAAAGGUUCUGGUGAGAAGAGCAGAGGGGGAGGAGGAAAGCUGCCACCUAGAUUUGCUAAAAAGCAGUCAUCACAGCAGCAGCAGCAGCAGCAGCAACAACUACAACAACAACAGCAGCAACAGCAAGUCUCACAGCCUCAAUCUGCUGUAGCUCCUAUUCCCCAAGUCCAACAGCAGCCCACCAUCUCUUCCUCCCAACAUCCUCACGUACCCCCCUCUCAGCCUGCUGCAUCCCCUCAAACUCUGGAGGGAACAGUGGCUCCUCUGCCCUCCAUUCCCCCUGCUACUGUGGACUUCACCUCAAAGAGUCUUCUUCCUGCACCUACCCAGACACACAGUGCUCUCGGCACAGAACUGUGGGAGAAUAAGGUGGCAGCCUCCACUGUCCUUCCUGAUGUGAAGAAGCUUGGUCCAAUCAGCCCACCUCAACCCCCUUCUGUGAGUGCGUGGAACAAACCUCUUACCUCCUUUACUGGCACAGUCUCUUUGGAGGGUGUGAAGUCUGGAGCAGAGGGCAAUGUAGAAUUGACAAUAGACAGUAUUCAGUUUGGUGCACCAUCAUCUGCCGGCAGCACAGACAGUGAUGGGGUUCCAGCAUUAAUUGAAAAAAGCUCUGAAAACAAACUUCCUGCUCCCAAAGAACAGCGUCAGAAACAACCUCGAGCUGGCCCAAUCAAAACACAGAAGCUUCCUGAAAUGGAAUUAUUGGAAACAAAAGAAUACAAACCAGGUCCUAUUGGUAAAGAGCGUUCUUUAAAGAACCGCAAGGCCAAAGAUGCACGUGGUGGAGAAGGCGAGGGCAUGGAGGGAGCAGUACCUGUAGGAGGUGUGAGCAGAGCCACAGACUCCAGUCCUCCCACCAGUGACACCACAGUACCUGAGCUGGGUGGAGACAUCGAGGGCAUGAUUACGGUCCCCUCAGCAGAGUAUAACAGUAUCUCAAAGGAAUCGGUCACUGACUAUACCACUCCCUCCUCCUCACUGGCUGACAGUGUUCCAACUGGAGGGAACAAAUUGGAGGAAAGCUUAGUGGCAAAUGUGGCACUUCCCCAUUCAUUGCCCCUUCCUCGACGAGAAACCCUGCAGCAGAGCUCCAGCCUCAGCACCGUCUCCCCUGCUACUGUUGACCUAACACUAAAGAUGGAAUCUGCUCGUAAAGCUUGGGAGAACUCCCCCAGUCUGGAGAAGAAUUCUCCAGUGACGACGUCUUCUUCCCCCAUCACCUCCUGUGCAUCCUCUUACUCUUUCUCUUCAGCCUCCAUGCCACAGAUCCCUGUGGCUUCUGUUACUCCCAGCACCUCUCUGUCUGGUUCUGCGACUUAUACAACUUCAUCCCUCAGCACUAAGACCACCACAGCCUCUGAUCCUCCAAACAUCUGUAAGGUGAAACCCCAGCAACUGCAAGGUGGAAGUCUGUCCUCCUCCAGCAGUAGCAGUAGUAGCAGCAGCUUCUCUCAGCUGGGCUGCGUGCCUCCCCUCCUGACUCAGCAACAGCAGACCCCACAGGUGUACGUCUCCCAAUCUGCAGCAGGUUCUGCAGCUCAGAUUCCAGCAUUCUACAUGGACACUAGCCACCUCUUCAGUUCCCCCCACCCUCGCUUGGCUCCUCCCUCCCUAGCACAGCAGCAAGGCUUCCAGCCUGGACUCUCACAGCCAACAGCAGUGCAACCAAUUCCCAUCCCAAUCUACGCUCCACUGCAAGGUCAGCAUCAACAUCAACAUCAACACCAACAUCAACAUCAACACCAACACCAACAUCAACAUCAACACCAACACCAACACGCACACCAGCCCCAGCUAGGACUUGGCGCAGGACCUCCAGUCUCCCAGCCACAAGAUCUGUUCAGCUCUUCCCUUCAGCCUUACAGGUCUCAGCAGGCGUUCAUGCAGAACAGCAUGUCACAAGCCUCCAUGAUGCUGUCAGGGCCGUCCCUGCACAGCUACCCUGGGGUGCAAGCACCUGAGCUGGGCAAGCCUCAGUCCAACCUAGCCUAUCAGCAGCCGUCAUCCACCCAGCACAUUCCCAUUCUGUUUGAGCCACAGCUCAACCAGCCCUCUGGGAUGGGAGGCUCCCAGCUUAUGGACACACACAUGCUGCAGGCUCGACAGGGGAUGAAUCAACAUUCAAAUAUGUAUUCGGGGCAGGUGCAACAGCAUGGCCAGAGCAGCUACUACAGCAACACUCAGUCCCCCAGUUCAGCAAUGCAACAGGUGACAGUCCCCCUACCUGGUUCCCAAUUGUCCUUGCCAAACUUUGGUUCAGGUGGAGGACAGCCCCUCCUAGCACUACCCCCCACUCCUCAGGCGCAGCCCAACAUCAACCGACAGCCCUCAGUCUCCCAACAGUAUCGAGGCAUGAUGGGCCCCAACCACAACAUGAUGCAGCCACCAACUAGCAAGAUGGACAUGGAUCUCAAACUCUUUGGCAGUGCGAUGGAUGUGAAGCCUGGAACCCCUCCUGUCAAUGCCAGGAGCACUACACCUACUUCCGGUCCAUACAGGGCCAGCUCCACCUCUCCCAGUAGCCAGUCAAGUAAGAUUAACAGCAUGCUGUACCAGAAGCAGUUUCAGCCCAGCUCUGGGAUGAGGAUGACGCAGCACUUCCCUGGUCAAUUCAAUCCACAGCUCCUCUCUCAGCCCAACAUAGUUUCUCCUCUGGUGCGACCUCCUCAUGCUAACUCGUUUGCUGGAGGUGUCCAGCGUUCUCCCAUGGGUCCUCCAAUGGCGCCUAAUGUGGGUGGUGGUUUAAUGCCUCAUCCCCGACCCCAGCAUCCUCAACACAGCCAGCACCCUCCUCGAGGACCCCCCGGUCCCUCUAUUGUACUCAGAGGCACGCAGGCGGCUCUAAAGGCUGAACAGGACCUAAAGGCAAAGCAGCGAGCGGAGGUGCUCCAGUCUACUCAUAAGUUCUUUGAGCAGCAGCAGCAGCAGCAGCAGCAGCAGCUCCAGCUCCAGCUCAAGGCCCCACAAGUCAGCAAAGCUCCCCGGCUUGAUCAGGGAGGAAAACCCUCUCUCGACACUGUGGCCCCAAACCACCAGGCAGGAGGAGAGCGCAUCGAUUCUGACAAACCCCCCAUCUCCGCAGCUAAGCCCAUACGGACUGGCCCCAUAAAACCACAGGCCAUCAAACCAGAAGAGGGCAAAUAAAGAACUGUAGCCCCUCUUCAGAUGACAAUAUAAAUGGAUGUAAGAGUGAGAAUCUAGUCCCAUUUACGAAGGCCCCACCUCAUAUCAGCCCCAGUGGACAGUGUAGGGGGGGGAGGAUGAGUUUGGUAGAGAUCCAAAUGGUUGUGGUUACUGAGAACAGGUGCCUACAUGUAUCAAUAUAAUCCUCUUCCUUUCUUCCCCUGUCUUGUACCACUGUAGGUGGAGGGCAUUUGAGUUGGAUUUUUCUAUCAUAUUUGGAUGCCAAUGAAAUGGCUGCACAAGUUGUUCCAUGGAGAUCUACGACGGUAGACAAGACACGAGUUGGAGAGAGAAAAUUGAAAUAAUUUGCUGCUGAGUUUGCCACUUUUAUAGCUCUUGAUUUCUGUUCCUUUUUUAAUUUUAUUUUAUUUGUUCCCUUUAAAAUAGGAUCAUGCAUAUUAUGGGAGAGACCCAUUUUGUUAAUGGAAGACUAAAUCAGAUUUGUUUUUGUAGUCGAAACAAUCUUAAGUGUACGUAGUGAAGCACACUUGUUUUUGUUGCCCAAUGUCCGAUCAUAACUAAUCCAGAGAUGCGUGCUUGUGCACACACUCCCUCAACGGUUUCAUCUACAGUUAUUGCACAGAGACAUGAAUCACAGAUUUUGUUGUUUUGUUUUAUCAGAAUGGAAAUUGCAACAUUUGAUUUAAAUGGUUGAUUUAUUGAUUGUCUGACUGUGGGCCUUUGCUCCUGCCUUGUGCUCUCAUCUCCUUGCCUGAGAAUAACUGAUGUGUUGAGUGUGUAGUAUAAACAGGAUCUCCUGUAUAUUUAGCCAAAGGUUAAAGCAGCAAAGAGACAUCACAGCCUUUUGGAUUGCUUUUGCUGUGGCAGCAGAUUUGAAUGGACUUGCAGGAUUUCAUUGAAAACGUAUGAUGACUUCUUAACAGCUGUUCCAAUUUAGGGGCUACUGUCACACACCUUGUCACUGCUUUCACACCCAUCCUUGCUGUCACACACACACACACUUCACUGUAAGGCACCCAGACUUGCUGCUAAUGACUGAUUUCAGUGCCCUUAGCUAGAAAAUGGCAGGAUAGGGCAAUUUAGAGGAAUAGAAACGUUGAAGAGUUGAUUGUUUUUAAACGGUAGAAAACUUUUCAGCGUAUGUCAACCCCCAAAACAAGGGGGAACACGAUCAGAACGAAGAAAAAGAUGGUCAGAAGGACACUUAUUGUUUUGUAGUCUAUACUGAUGAGAGCAAUCAGCGCUGUUUUCUGUCUCUGCCCCCCCUCUGCUGGCUGUCCCACCCACAGUGUUCUCAUGUCGAGGUUGUGGUGACGAGGGUCCUUCAGAAUCGUACAGCAGUAUGCUUCCUGAGCUGGGGAGGGUGUCCUCCUCCUCCUCCUCCUCCUACCCUAGCUGAGAAAAGUCAUUGCAGUGGGGAAUGAAUGAAUGAGGGAGGGUGGGGAAUGAUUAUUUUUGUUUUGUUUUAUUUUUUUUGUUGUACUUGUACAGGGGUUUCAUCGCUGUAUUAAAAGAUGUACGGUCUUAUUUACAUUCUCUUGGUUUGGUUACAGAAACUAAUAAAAAAUAAUAUACUGUU